AUGAGUGCAGAGUUUCUAUGGAAGAUAAAUAGACGGUGGGCACGACCUGUACGUGUUGGUAUAAUCGUAUCAACGGUAAUAGCAGUUCCGUCCAUAUAUUUAUUAGCAAAUGGACCAUAUUUAAAGGAAUAUUUUGAGAAACGAUACUAUGUCUCGAGUGUACUACCUCGUCAUCUGCAGCAAAUCAUUGAUUCAGAAUAUGAAAACUUUUUGAUGUCGGAUGACCGAGUACAAAAAAAAAAGCGAAUCACUUUUUAUUGUUCAACUUCAGAAAUGCAUUUGGAUUCAGUAACACAUGGAGCUCUGAAUAGCCCUUGGGGUGCCCGGACAGCUCUACCAUUUUAUGCGCAAUUUCAAACAUUCAACGAGGCUUAUAAUUACUGCAAGAAGAAACUUGAACCGAUGUUGUUCAUGGAUGAGCAAGCAUGCGUCAUUUGGGAAUCAGACGUUGGUCGACAGAUAAUUGAAACAUUUGUUCUCAGCGAAAAUGCCUUAAGAUUCCUGAUACGGCGCGACUUGACAGCACAUGAAUCUUUAAAAAGAACGACUUUAUUGGCAUUUUACUGGUUCUGUUAUACGAGUAUUGCUUUUAUGCUAACUCAAAUCAUAGUACAUUAUUAUUUUGCUAGCAAUGUGCUGUGGUUUUGUGGAUUAUCUUUUGCUCUGAAUACACCGGCAUGCUGGGGCAGUAUACAGAAUGCUAAACUUGAUUGGCAUGCUACCGACCAAUCUGCUGAUGCCGAUGUUGCUCGUGUUUCGUUGGUACAUAGCAGAGGUGGUAAAGAAUAUUAUCAAAAAAUCCUGAAGCGAAAUCGACUGUUACGCGAGAUAAUUCGCGAUGGUGUGAAGAAAGUGUCAGCUAUAGGCAAUCCAAAUAAUUCUAAUACGUCGUACUGGUCACGAUAUGUAACACUAUCAGAUUUGGAUGCGGAAAAUAAGUUGAUGGAUAAAAUAAGUACUGCUGGUGAUUCAUGA
Molecule: messenger RNA, 975 nt
Organism: Cercopithifilaria johnstoni
Lineage: Eukaryota; Metazoa; Nematoda; Chromadorea; Rhabditida; Onchocercidae
Source: the annotation of a GenBank genome assembly